UUAUUAUUUCAAAUUAAUGAUUAAUCUUAAUGUCUAUGUCUAAUCUCUAAUGUCAAAACACAUUACGUUGCGGUCUGAUGGUCUGAUUACGCGGAUUUUACUUUUAUUGGGGAAUACAAGUCGCUUAGAAUUCCCGAGAAACAGUUUAACAAACAUUAGUCGAGAAAAUCAACAGUGAGCUAUUUGUAACCGAAUCAUUUAUUAUCUGGAAUCUAAACAUUGCACAUGCCCUGUUGAUUUGAAAGGAUUGCGUGUUUCCACGCUAGCGAAUAUGGUAAUGUGCUCUUGGUUAUGAUAGCAUGCUUUAUUGUUCUGGCGAGAUACGGUUGCGUUCGCUCAGCUCAACUUAGACCGGUAAUGACACGCAAGCGAGCUCUAUCACCUGACUCAAAACUAGUUCCGAACGCACUGCUGAAGAUGCCUUCCAGAGAUGUUGCGAAUGGGGUGACCAAGGAGAUCGGUAUCCGUUAUCUGGAUACGCCAGAUAAAUCUUUCUCCGACAAUAAGGAAUACAGGUCUAUUGUCCUGCCGAAUGGAUUUCACGCUUUAUUGAUCUCAGAUCCGGUAGGACCUUCACGAUUGACCGAAAACAGUACAGCGGUAGAGAGCGAUACAGACACUCAACAAGAGAGCGAUGAUGAAAGCAGCAGUCAAUCAUCAAAUGGAAACACGUUGAACGAAAGCUUUGGAGAGACCAACAGCGAUCAAGAAGGAGAAAAGCUUGCUGCUGCAGCUUUGUCAAUCGGCGUAGGAUCCUUUAGUGAUCCACGUGCCGUACAGGGAUUAGCACACUUUCUAGAGCACAUGAUUUUCAUGGGCAGCAGCAAAUACCCUACUGAAAACGAGUAUGAUUCUUACAUUAGCAAAUGUGGAGGCUUUGAUAACGCAAUAACUGACUUGGAAGAGACGACCUUCUAUUUUGAGAUUGACGAAAUGUACCUGGACGGUGCAUUGGACAGAUUUUCAAAUCUAUUCGCAUCUCCAUUAAUGUUGCGUGAUUCUAUCUGUCGGGAAAGUGACGCGGUUGAAUCUGAGUUUCAAACUAACAUUAAUAGCUUUUCUUCUAUGCGAGAGCAGCUGCUAGGCUCGCUGGGAAUGGACGAUCAUCCCAGUAGUUUAUUUUCGUGGGGAAACUUACGCACUUUAAAAGAAAAUAUAACGGAAGACGAACUGCGCGAAAUUCUACACAAGUUUCAGCAACGCCAUUACUCAGCGCAUAGAAUGCAUUUUGCCAUUCAAGCAAGAAUGAGCUUGGAUAGUCUUGAAGAAUUAACUGUGAAGUACUUCUCGAAUAUUCCAAAUAACAACCUUCCAGGAGAAGAUUUUUCAGCAUUCAAUGAACGUAAUGCGUUCAAACCGGAUUUUUAUAAUAAAGUGUUUUUCAUGAAACCAAAGUCUAACAUAUGUAAGUUGGAUGUUACGUGGUGUUUACCGGCAAGUAUAAGGGACUACGAAGUAAAACCAGUAGACUAUUUAUCUUACCUUUUAGGAUAUGAAGGCAAAAAUAGUUUAACCAGCUAUUUGAGGAAUAGAACAUUAGCCUCUGAAGUACAGACUGGUGCGAGUUACGGAUUUGAGAAGAAUUCUCUGUUUACACUUUUCUCUGUGUCUGUGACUAUGACUGAUAAGGGAUUAGAUAAUGUAGAAGAAAUUUUGAGAGCGAUCUAUUCCUACAUUAGGCUACUAAAAAAGACAGGUCCUGUAGAGUGGCUUUACGAAGAACUGAAAAAAAUAGAAGGUACUUCGUUUCGCUAUCGCAAAGAGAAAGAUGCUAGCGACAAUGUGGAAGAAUUGGUAGUAAAUAUGCGAUACUACCCAUCAAAGGAUAUUAUUACAGGAUCUGAGCUGUACUUCCGAUAUGAUGCAGAUGAAAUUCAAGCAGUUAUAAAUAAUCUUAAUCUGCCGAAUUUCAAUAUAAUGAUCUCUUCAUCUAAACCGUUCAAAGGCAUCGUUUAUGAUAAGAAGGAAAAGUGGUUCGGUACAGAAUAUACAUAUGGAGAUAUACCGCAAGAAUGGACUAAACUAUGGAAUAACAUAGAGGUCAUACCAGAAUUGCAAUUGCAGGAUCGCAAUCCAUAUAUUAGCACAGACUUUACAAUCUUUGCACAACAAAAUGAAACAUCUUUAAUUGCUCCAUUCCCGGAAAAAAUUAUGGAAAACAGCGUAUGUGAGCUGUGGUUCAGACAAGACAGCAAAUUCAAUCUACCAAUGUCUAUGAUGUAUUUCUAUUUGAUUUCUCCGCUGAAUUUACAGGAUGCUAAAAGUGCAACGCUAUCCAGUUUGUUCACAUUAAUAUUGAAAUUCCAAAUAGCUGAAGAUCUCUAUCCUGCAACUGUUGCAGGGUUGGUUUAUGAAAUUUACGCUUCAGAAAAAGGAAUAGUUUUGAAGGUUUACGGUUACAAUGAAAAAACACCAAUUAUUGUCAAUGAAAUUGCCAGAGCGAUGCGACUUUUCAAUCAGAGACUAAAAGUGGAUGUGUUUGAAGUAAUGAAAAAAGAACUGGCUAAAUCUUACAACAACGAUAUACUUAAAACAAAUAAACUAAACAGAGACAUUCGACUGAAAGUUGUACAGAAAACAUUCUGGACCACGGUGGAGCGAUUCGAUGCACUAAAAACUCUUACAAUAGAAGAGCUGAAGGAAUAUUCACAAAGUUUUUACAACAAGAUCAGGAUUCAAGCACUGAUACAAGGAAACGCUCGUAAACAGGAUGCAUUGGACGUAAUGACGAAUAUGCUGGCAAGUCUCGAGAUUGGAGAAAUACGAAAUCUUUCUCUGAUUGAAUCAAAAGCUCGUGAGAUACCACUAGGUAACAAUUACCUAACGGUAAAAUCGUUUCGAAAAGACGAUGUCAACACCGCUACAACUAACUUCUAUCAAGCAGGACCUGUUACACCAACGCUUUAUGCCCAAUUACAGAUGCUAGUAAUGCUAAUCGAGGAGCCACUGUUCGAUAUCCUACGCACCAAAGAGCAACUCGGUUAUGACAUAUCCACCACUAUGCGAGAUAAUUUCGGUAUUUUAGGAUAUUCUAUUACUGUCCACUCACAGGAGAAUAAAUUCUCUUUCAAGUAUAUCGACGAGCGAAUUGAAUAUUUUAAUAGUAAAUUUAUACAAAUAUUGGAAAAUAUGAAAGAUUCUGAUUUCCAGCUGAUGAAAUCUUCUCUGUUGAAACGCAAGCAAAUUGUCGAUACUGAAUUGAAAAGUGAGAUGAUUCGUAAUUGGGCAGAAAUUACCACAGAGGAAUAUAUAUUUGAUCGCAACAAGCUAGAAAUAGAGCAUAUCGAAAAACUUACGAAACCCGAAAUAAUCGAAUUCUACAAAACGCUGUUGUUUAAUAACAAACACAGAAGAAAGCUGUCAGUUCAAGUAGUGGGAUGCAGCGAUAAAACUGAUGUUAAAAACGAUGGCAAUAUUAGCAAUGAUGAAGAUUUAAACAGAGAUUUCCAUAUACAUUAUGUAACGACAGAUGGUCCUCAACAAAACUACGUCACGGACAUUGACAGCUUUACGAAUAAUCUAACGGUGUAUCCAAUUACAAAGAUUAGUUUCUAAACGCUCGUAUAGUCCGUUGAUAUCGUUACUAUCUAUGUUGCGUACGUGUUGCUCUGUGUUAUUGAACAUUGAAAUAAAGUUUAUUUAGU
This is a messenger RNA of Sabethes cyaneus, 3644 nucleotides long. RefSeq names its product nardilysin-like. Gene Ontology annotation, molecular function: metal ion binding; metalloendopeptidase activity. Gene Ontology annotation, biological process: proteolysis. The transcript is spliced from 12 exons. The coding region runs from base 292 to 3555 and encodes 1087 amino acids. NCBI's taxonomy places the organism in Eukaryota, Metazoa, Arthropoda, Insecta, Diptera, Culicidae. The record is from RefSeq and is a predicted model, not a curated record.